AUGCCGACCAUCGAAGAGCUGAAGGCCAACAUCGCCACCGCUCGAGCCGCCCGCGACCGCGCCGAGAUGAACCUGUGGGACGCCUGCAAAGCGCACAAAACCGCAACAAAAGCGAAAGAGACUGUACGCAAAGCGCAAGAAUGGGAGGUCAGCCCGGAAUGGUGGAAGAAAAAUGCUUUCGGUCUGCGUCGUUGCCGGAGUCGUUGUGUUCGUGAUCUGAUUCUUGAUCGGGCUGACUCGGUCCCGUGUGCGAAGCAAGCGGAGCCAGCGAUUAUUACGAGAUAUGUGGCCGUUCCGGUGGACACGAGCAGUGGAUAG
Messenger RNA from Zymoseptoria tritici IPO323, 318 nucleotides. RefSeq lists its product as uncharacterized. The record is from RefSeq and is a predicted model, not a curated record. The transcript has a single exon. The coding region runs from base 1 to 318 and encodes 105 amino acids. NCBI's taxonomy places the organism in Eukaryota, Fungi, Ascomycota, Dothideomycetes, Mycosphaerellales, Mycosphaerellaceae.